CUAGCUCUUGACAGCUAAUAACAAGCUAACUCUGAGGGGAUCCAUUUGCUGCGGUGAUAUGCGUUAAAAUCUCCCCGAUCGAAGGCAGGUACACCUCACUGACUUCUACUUGACUGCAGCAGUGUGGAUCUUCCUGUGGACCAAACCCUGGAUGUCAGGUGGACAUCAAUCAACUUUAUGGAGUGAAGGACUUCGGUUGUUAUCGGCGAGACCAAAUGACCAGUAGAGUCCACCAUGAAACCUGUGACCUAUCAAAGCAUACCAUCAUCUAUGAAUGGUGUCCAUCCAAACAUGGCGCUAGAGCGUCUUUUGGGCACCUCAAAGAUGAUGUACUGUGAGAAAUGUGGCUUUACAUCCACAGACCCUGUGGUGUUCAAGACGCACAUGAUCGAGCACGGGACGAGGUUUUACUGUUUUUAUUGCAACGCCAUGUACUUUAGUGAGGCGGAGCUGAACGAACACUUGAAGCAGCAUACGUCAAAGUAUCCAUUCAAAUGUCUCCACUGUGGACAGGGCUACAUGAGGAAGAGGUGUAUGAUGAAGCACAUUGACCGUUUGCAUAGUAACAGCAUAAAUCAAGGACCUGCUAAGUCUGGCGUGACAAAAGCUCCGCCCGUUGCUGUCUCCAGUGCCUUAAGAAGUGCUCCCACUGCUGAUUCGCUGCUGCCGCCUCCUCCUCGACCUGUCGUCCGGGUGGCUGUGCCGACCCCAACUGCGCCUGCUGCCAAAUUGGGGAAAACACUGGACACAAACUUAACCAACACCACUAAUGGCAACACAGAACGCUUGCCUCAUUUAAAUGGACUCAACAGGGCCCUUACAGUAUCUUUACCAGAGGAGGUGAACAUCCCUGCUGGUUGCUUGGUUGAACUUGUUGAGGUGAAAACUGUUAAUGGGACUAAGGAACUGAAACUGCGGCUCAUCUCGCAACAAGAAAAUGAGUCUGUGAUAAAGAACACAAAACCUGCAACUCUCCAUGACCCUGGUCCGGAGAAGCCAUUGUCGUCCACACUACAUCACCCAAACACAAUGAGGUCAGUAAGCACUAGCAUGUGCACAGGCAGCAGGAAGCAAAGCGAAACAAAAACAAUGGCAAACGUCGGCGUGAACUCUACGAGCAAUCCAACAAAUGUGGUAACUAAAGAGAAGGUUGUGCUGAAGAGGCCUUCGAUGGACGUUAUCAACCUGGAGUGUGACGCGGUCAUCCCAAACAAAGUUUCCAAAACCAUUCUCACUCCUAUGCGGGAAGCAAAUACUGGGAUUAGAGUUACACAGGCGGCACCUGUAAACCACAUCUCCUCGUCUUCAGGUGUCCUGUCUGGCAGAGGUCCUAUCAGGUUGAAUACUGGCCUGCAUCCUGUCACUGCGGCAGCUAAAGUUUCUCAGAGGAUUGUGGAUGAGUGGAAUAAUGCAACUGUAGAUCUCUCUAAGAGCAUUCCACCCAGGAGGUUGUCCGACACAAAUAGUGUUCAAGAAGUGUCAGCACUUGUGAAGCUGGGAGCUCGGGAAGUUCGCCUCAAGAGCAACUCUGCUUCUAAAGAAGACAAAGAUGUAGUGUGCUUGGAUCAGCAAAGCACACCAGCUUCAAAGUCUUUAAGAUCUCCUGUUCCUCAAACCAUUAAAGUGAGAUCUCCUGCUGCUCUAGUCAAUAAAGACAAUCUUGCAAAUCAAACUUUUCCAAUAAAAAGCAAUUUGAUGAAACCCUCAUCAGUAAAUACCCCUGUCCUAUCUAAUCACACAGCCCCUACAAUAUCGACAUGUAUCCACGACGUUGGAUGUAAAAACAUAGCAAAAGAUGGCGACGUCUUAGAGCCUCAGAGUUUUCCAGUUAUCUCCUCUGUGUUUUCAUUAAGCGAGCAGCCAGAGGAAAGCCAAGGUCCAAUUGAACCACUGGUAAUGGCUCUGAGAGGAAUAGUGAUGCAUAAAAAACAGAGCACAAGUCAAGAUCAGAUCAGAAACGGCACAGAUGAAAAGCUUAAGGCGCCAGCGUCAGGCCGAUGCAUCCAGCAGGCUGAAAAAAACGGGGUCUUCACCUGUGAUGUGUUACUCACAGAGAAGUCAACUGAGUGUGUGAAAGUGAAAAAGGAGGUUAACCUUCAGCCACCAGCAUUGACGCAAAACAACAUUCACAUCAAGAAAGAAGAAAAUGGAGAAAAGAUAGAAGACACUAACAAAUGCAGCCACAGUCCUGAUUUAACGCCUUCUGCAUGUGAAGAUUCUAAGCCUGCUUCACCUGUGGAGAAAACAAACGCUGUGGAUAAAGUACAGCAAGCAGAGAAAGUCAAGGAGGACGAGUCCUCCAGGUUCUUGACCAUCUCUCUUAAACGAGUUCAGGUUGGCAUCUGGAAAAAAAGCAAGAAAGGACUUAAGGUUCGAAUAUCCAGAGACAAGACUCAGCUACCGGCAGGCAGCCUCAAUGACUGUACAGUUAUCUACCCCAUGCCGCUGAAGGAGGACCAGCUGGUCAAGCGGCCAGGUCCGAACCAGCCGGUGGUGGUGCUUAAUCAUCCGAAGCCCCGGGCUUGUGUGCAGAGAACAAGGGCGGACUCCUUUUCGGACAUGGGAGCCUCUGAUGUGACUCCAAAGUGCCAAAUUUUAAAAAUGAGGCUAAGCAAAGGGAUCGGACAGAGCUAUGAAGUGAUGGGAUGUACUGUUAGAGACUUUCCCUGAAUGUAGUGUUCCAUCUGUGGACAUGAGUGUACAUUUAUUAUAAAAGUAGUGUUAUCUUUGAAGUCUCAGAAAAUAUUAAGGCGGUUAUUUUCUUAACGCAAAAAAUAUGGACAUCAAUGUUGUAAAUUGUGUUAUUCUGCAUAUUCAAGUGCAAUGCAGGUUGAUGCUUUUAUGCCCAGGAAUUGGACUGUGUGCCACUAUAGACUCCAUCAAUUAGUUCUGAAAACUGUUCAAGAAGUCCGAAAGUCCGUUUAAUGUAUUAUUAAAUGUAUUUUAUUUAAAACCA
Messenger RNA from Poeciliopsis prolifica (blackstripe livebearer), 2956 nucleotides. RefSeq lists its product as uncharacterized. The record is from RefSeq and is a predicted model, not a curated record. Gene Ontology annotation, cellular component: nucleus. Lineage: Eukaryota; Metazoa; Chordata; Actinopteri; Cyprinodontiformes; Poeciliidae. The transcript has 2 exons. The coding region runs from base 235 to 2670 and encodes 811 amino acids.